This is a messenger RNA of Orbicella faveolata, 2090 nucleotides long. RefSeq names its product poly(A) RNA polymerase GLD2-like. Gene Ontology annotation, molecular function: poly(A) RNA polymerase activity. Gene Ontology annotation, biological process: RNA 3'-end processing. NCBI's taxonomy places the organism in Eukaryota, Metazoa, Cnidaria, Anthozoa, Scleractinia, Merulinidae. The record is from RefSeq and is a predicted model, not a curated record.
UAAUGGGAUUUACAAACUUUAUGAUAUGUAAAUAACUAUUUUAGAGAUGACCUGAUUUAUAAAUAAUUGAGGUUGUUUAGUUUGUUAUUUAUAUAUAAUAACUCUAUGGUAAAAGAUUAUUUACAAAUCAGGACGUACCUAAAAUAAUUAUUUACAUAUCAACGGACAAGUUCUUGUGUCUUACUUAUAAACAAAUUUUGUGGCGUUUCCAAUUAUUUAUAAAUAAGGGGGAAAUGGCAUAAAUUCGGUCUAAAUAAUAAAUUUACAAACGGCGCCCCAUAUUCCCAGGUGUGCCACACUACCUUCGAGCGAGUGCACUUUACAAUUUAUGCCUUAGCCUCCCCUCCCUUGGUACAGUAAUAUUUGCUCUUUGUCUCGCUGAGCCGUCUGGUUUUCUGGGAAACUGAUUCACACUCGAUUGUCAAACAUUUCAAAUAACAUGUUUCUGCGUUCACGCGAAUCUCUAACCCGAGAAAUCGUGCAAAAGUUUGAAUCUGUAAAGGAAAGUGAGGCGACAGCGAGAAAGAAGAGGAGAUGGUGCGAAAGCUUAGAGGAAAACAUACAGGAAAUGUUCCCGACUCGACAACUCGUUCUGGUGGGUUCGUCAACAAACGGCUUUGCCAUCGAAGGAUCUGAUGUGGACAUGACGCUUAUAAGAACAGAAAGAAUGACGCAUUAUGGAUUUAUGGACAGUGGGGUUCAAGUUCUCAGGCGAAUUCGGGAUGCACUGAGGAGAAGAUUGUUUAUUGACACAGAGCUGAUCGAUGGUGCAGUUGUUCCUAUAUUGAAACUCAAUGACCGGAGUGAAAGACUAGAGGGAGAUAUCAGUGUUGACAUCCAGAAUUCUAUAUUCAACACGUACUUGCAGAAGUGUUAUGGUGAAAUGGACCCCAGGGUCACUCCCCUGGUAGUGAUCGUGAAGUACUGGGCCAAAAUGUCGGGAAUCACUGGUGCGCAUGACCACAAGCUAUCGGGUUUCGCCAUCGUACUGUUGGUUAUUUAUUACUUACAGAGAGGUUGCAGUCCACCUGUCCUUCCAUCUUUACAAAGUUCCAGCCCAACCCACUUCAGCACAUCGACCAGUGCCAGCGCUACCGCAGAUAAGCUGACCAGCGGUUCCCUUCCAUCAGUCGUUACUUCAUAUACGUCAUCUAAUACGGAUUCCCUUGGAAGCCUUUUUGUCGGUUUUUUUAAUUUUUACACCGACUUUGAUUGGUAUAAAGUGUUAUCGGUUCGUCUGGCCGGCACCAAAACUGUGCCCUAUGAUAAAAAGUGGACCCGCCCUAAAAUUCGCAUCGAAGACCCGUUCGAUGGGAAAAAUGUCACACGCGCUGUGUACAAAGAUGAACAGUUCUGGGCUAUAAAACAGGCUUUCAAAACAGCCAAACAAAGGCUAGCGUAUGUGCAUUGUCGUUUAGCUGAGAUUCUUUAACGCUAUGAACUUGAUAAACGUACUGUUAAACUCUGGAACAGUACAACAUUAUGGCUCUUUUCAGGCCAUAAAUAUUGGAUGUGUAAAGACUUUAUAGGAACAAAGAGCGGUGUCUUUUCGUCAUGUUCGUGCCGUUCUGUAACUGUUUGAAGCUUGGAUCUCAUGAUCAUAAAACUACUUUACUUUGUUUUCUUUUAUUAUUUCUCCCAUCCAUUAUACUUUUUUCAUAGAAGCGUUUUUUUGUGUGGUGUUGUUAACUUCACCUCUUCCAAUGUAAACUAAUAUAACUUGCACACUAGUUUACAUGGGCCACUAAGUAAUACAUUUAUUAACGAAGCAGAGAAGUUUAGCUAGUUUUUCAGUUUUUAUUCUGAACACACAAAAAACUAAUCCAUACACAUAAAGAAUUACUAAAGUUAACACCACAUGCCACACUACUUUUAAGUAAUUAAAAUUACAAUAAAAUACAAUAAAAUUAUGAUAAAAUACAAUCCAGGCAAUAAAAACAUGCCAGUUGGCUUUUUGCCUUAUCUACUUCUUAUGUAUUUAGCUAGUAUAAUUAGAAAGAAAGACUGGAAAAAGACUACUAAACUGCGAAAAAAGAGCUUAGGAACUGAGAACAGUACCAAAAUAACGACAAGGAAAGAAAGAUGAUAAA